AGUCCAGUCUUUUUUAUUCUCUUACCAAAUCCGUCGAUCUAUUCUCUUACAAGAAGAAAACGUUCCCGUCCAAAUCACCACCACCCACCAAACCCUAGGGCGCCUCUGGACUGGGCUGUUGAAGUCUCUUCGCUUCCUUUCUCCAAUUUCAUCAACUUUUCUUGCAGGAAGAUUGGAUUUUGGGGAUUCCGGACUGAUUAAUCUGGCUUCCAGAUGAAGUUUUUUGGUGUUUUUGGUGGGUAAUCUGUCAAUAAUGGCUCCGUAUCUUCUGGUUUUGGUGAUUUUGGUACAAUUACAAUGGAAUUUGUUAGCUGGGUCGUCUGCGACCUAUUUGAUGGAUUGUGGGACUGAUCGUGUCGGCUAUUUGAAGUCGACGGAUCAGUUUGAAGUCUAUAUCGGUCAGAAGAAGGCGGAAGAUGUCGGUUUGAUCUGUGAAGAGUUAGAGUUGUGUUUUAGAAAUGGAUGUUCUAUCUGUGACUCGAAUGAAGAGGCGUGGGCGAGAAUUGGCAGGGAGUACUGCAAUCGGGACUUUUCGGUCUCUGCCCGUCUGGAGAGCGAUAUAGUUUCUGUGAACCUACUUAGAUUGAAAGGGAGAAAGUUUUUGCUUCAACCGUUAGUAAAUGGUACCAUCACUGAUAAGCUAAGCAAAAUGAGUCAGACACAGGAGAAACAGCAGCAUCGUGAUUUUGAUUUGGCGCCAGAUCAUCUUAUGCUAGCUGUACCAGGAAUGUUCCUUCUAUGUUGGGCUAUACUUUGUCCUUGCUUUCAUUCAAAAAGAAAAGAUGUGAGUGAGCAUCCUGUUUUAGCCAGAGAGAUGCAUUCAAUGGAUUCAGUUUCCUCUUUUGAAAGCUCAACCCCUGAAAGAACACCAAGAAAUUCACUAAGAACACCUCCUAGUCCAUCUCGAUUUUCGCUAUCUUCUCAACCAAGUAUCAUUGGACCAUUACAUCUCAGCAUCGAUCAGAUUGCCAGACUUACUCAGAACUUUUCAUCUUCACUAAAAAUAGGUGAAGGUGGUUUUGGAACUGUCUACAAGGCUGAGCUGCCAGAUGGUCAGGUUGUUGCUAUUAAGCGAGCAAAGAAGGAACGUUUUGCUGACCUACGAGCUGAAUUUAGAAGUGAAGUUGCACUUCUCACCAAAAUUGAACAUAGGAAUUUGGUCAAGUUACUUGGCUACACUGAUAAUGGAAAUGAACGUAUUAUCAUUACUGAGUAUGUUUCAAAUGGUACUCUCCGGGAACAUCUUGAUGGUAAGGGUGGGAGGAUUUUGGACUUCAGUCAACGGCUAGAAAUAGCCAUUGAUGUUGCUCAUGGUUUGACAUACCUCCAUCUAUAUGCAGAGAAACCUAUAAUUCACCGAGAUGUCAAGUCAUCAAACAUUCUGCUGACAGAAAGCUACAGAGCAAAGGUGGCUGACUUCGGAUUUGCAAGAACUGGUCCAAUGGAAGCAGAUCAGACUCAUAUUGAGACCAAAGUGAAGGGCACAGCUGGAUAUGUGGACCCAGAAUACCUUAGGACAUAUCGCCUCACACCCAAGAGUGAUGUUUACUCCUUUGGCAUACUGCUUUUGGAAAUCCUAUCCGUACGUCGUCCGGUAGAAGUGAAGAGAAAGGCUGAUGAAAGGAUAACUGUUAGAUGGGCCUUCAACAAAUAUAACGAAGGCAAUGUGCGAGGCAUAUUGGAUCCUCUGUUAAAGGAAGUGGUAGAUGAGGAGGUACUAAAGAGGAUUUUCGGUUUGGCCUUUCAGUGUGCUGCUCCUACCCGAACUGAUCGGCCUGCAAUGAAGGAAGUUGUAGAACAGCUGUGGGAGAUAAGGAAAGAUUAUGCUAGGAGUCGUAGGAGAGCAUGAAAAGCAGCUAUGCUUCUCUGUAAGUUUAAAGGCAAAAUUAUUGAUCUGACCGAUAGGGGAUCAGCUAUUUGUAUCAGAUUGUUGUCGUUUCUAGUAUACGAUGUUUUGGGCAUUCAGAUGCCUUGUCAAGUUCUUACAUUUUCAUAGAGAGCAUAACCUUAUUUGGAGAGUGGACAGGUUUGUCAGCUGUUGAUAGAAGGACUUUAUUUUUGUACUGGAAAGUUUGAUGAUAUAGUUUUAAACCUGGAAGCUUUGAUAAUUCUUACUUCCAACUAAAA
Molecule: messenger RNA, 2127 nt
Organism: Phoenix dactylifera (date palm)
Lineage: Eukaryota; Viridiplantae; Streptophyta; Magnoliopsida; Arecales; Arecaceae
Product: calmodulin-binding receptor-like cytoplasmic kinase 3
Biological process (GO): protein phosphorylation
Molecular function (GO): ATP binding; protein kinase activity
Source: RefSeq, a predicted model, not a curated record